Molecule: messenger RNA, 1197 nt
Organism: Pleurotus ostreatus (oyster mushroom)
Lineage: Eukaryota; Fungi; Basidiomycota; Agaricomycetes; Agaricales; Pleurotaceae
Exons: 2
Coding region: 1-1197 (398 amino acids)
Source: RefSeq, a predicted model, not a curated record
AUGCUACUUGGUCUCGGUGGUCAAUCAGUAAGGUCACUCACCCGCUCUUACCAUUCUAACAGGCUCACCACUGGUAGGUACUGUGUAUAUGUUUCAGAUUAUGUCGAGAAAUGUCCCUUUCACCUUUUCGACACGGAAAGAAAGCGCAACAUUUCUCGUACGGAGCUCAAGGACGAUAUUACUACCAACCUCCAGGCCUGGAUCGAGAUCCCCCUGGCCUACGGCGAGGUUAUCAACAUUAUAUCAGAUGCCGUGCGUCUUACUGAGACCUCGCCGCGGCCAGUUCAAUGGGAGGAGGAUAUUCGCCCAUUUGUCUUUUCAGCAAUGACGAAGAGUCCAUUGAUAAAUGGUGUAGACUGCUUCAUCUCCGCCCUCAAAGACGAGCUGCAAGCCUAUAACUCAGGAACCCUCCACGACUACUCCCGCCGGUUGCGAAUACUUAUACCCAUACAUUCUGUCCUUCUGGCGGUCCGCGAGUCGAUCCGCACGAAGGCCACGCAAACGUCGAUACCCAGCCAUUGGGUACGUGAGCAGAUUACGCUGUUCGGCCAGUAUGCCAUCCUGUCGCAUCGCUGGUAUCAAGACGAAGAGGAGCUAUUAUUUGUUGAUGUGUCUAACAUCUCUGAUCCGGGUGUGCAGGCAAAGAAGGGAUUCCAGAAGUUGAUCGAGUUUUCAAACAUCGUCAAGUCUCUCUAUGGCUCUCGUUAUAUUUGGGUGGAUAGCGCGUGCAUUGACGAAGCCAAUCGGAAUGAAUCGAUCCCCCUCAUGUUCGCAUGGUAUCGCCGCGCAUACGUCUGCGUGAUUUACUUUUCGACUAUCUCAGGUGCAGCGACUUCCGACUCCCCUUUCGCAUCGCGCGAUCCGUGGUCUUCAAGAGGCUGGACCCUUCAAGAGUUUCUCGCGCCCAACAGAAUAGUGUGUUUCACAAACGACUGGCAUCCUGCGGAGCCCCUUGAAGACAAACACAAGUUCCAUGCUUGUCGAGGAAGCAAACUGGUUUCCUUGCUGUACCACGACCUUUGCUCGACCACAGGAUAUGUGGAAUGGGAGGCAUACGAACCGGGGAUUGACCACGCCAUUUCGCUCAUGCGCGCAAUGCAAAAGCGCAAGACUACAAAGGAAGAAGAUAUGGUGUAUUCCAUUCUCUCCGCUCUCGACGUCACUAUAGCCUGUGGAAUACGGCGAAGGAUUCGAUAG